AUGGAUGUAAGCAAUGAGGCCAAUGUUGAUCCUUUCAAAAUUGGACCUUCAUCGAUCAUUGGCCGGACAAUUGCUUUCAGAGUUCUGUUCUGUAAAUCAAUCUCACAUUUGAGGCAUACAAUCUUUCAUGUGUUGUUGAAUUACAUUCAUAGAUUUGGUGACUUUGUGGCGCCUAUGUUAUCAUGGUUUCAUCCAAGGAAUCCACAAGGGAUAUUGGCCAUGAUGACAAUAAUUGCAUUUUUAUUGAAAAGAUACACGAAUGUUAAAUUGAAGGCCGAAACAGCGUAUAGGAGGAAAUUUUGGAGGAAUAUGAUGAGAACUGCGUUGACAUUUGAGGAGUGGUCUCAUGCUGCUAAGAUGCUUGAUAAAGAGACCCCAAAGAUGCACGAAUGUAAUCUUUAUGAUGAAGAACUAGUCAGGAACAAGCUUCAAGAGCUCCGCCACCGUCGCCAGGAGGGAAGUCUUAGAGAUAUAAUCUUUUGUAUGAGAGCUGAUCUUGUAAGAAAUCUCGGUAAUAUGUGCAACCCCGAGCUUCACAAGGGUAGGCUUCAAGUGCCUAAGCUCAUAAAAGAAUAUAUUGAUGAGGUCUCAACUCAGUUAAGAAUGGUUUGUGACUCCGAUUCUGAGGAGCUUUCAUUGGAAGAAAAGCUUGCUUUCAUGCAUGAAACAAGACAUGCAUUCGGGAGAACAGCAUUGCUUCUGAGUGGAGGUGCUUCUCUUGGAGCCUUUCAUGUCGGUGUGGUUAAAACACUGGUGGAGCAUAAGCUUAUGCCCCGAAUAAUUGCUGGUUCUAGUGUGGGGUCAAUCAUGUGUUCAGUUGUUGCCACCAGAUCGUGGCCAGAGCUGCAGCGGUUUUUUGAGGAUUCCUGGCACUCUUUGCAGUUUUUUGACCAGUUGGGUGGGAUUUUCGCAGUUGUGAGGAGGGUCAUGAGACAAGGGGCUGUUCACGAAAUCCGGCAGUUGCAAUGGAUGUUAAGGCAUCUUACGAGUAAUCUUACAUUUCAAGAAGCUUAUGACAUGACAGGUCGAAUUCUUGGGAUCACAGUUUGCUCAUCUAGGAAGCAUGAGCCCCCUAGAUGCCUUAACUACCUGACUUCCCCUCAUGUUGUUAUAUGGAGUGCAGUCACUGCUUCUUGCGCCUUUCCGGGCCUCUUCGAAGCCCAGGAACUAAUGGCAAAGGACAGGAGUGGGGAAAUUGUGCCUUAUCACCCACCCUUUAAUCUGGAACCUGAGGAGGGAUCAGGUGCACCUACGCGUAGGUGGAGGGAUGGUAGCCUGGAGAUUGAUUUACCAAUGAUACAACUGAAGGAACUAUUCAAUGUCAAUCAUUUUAUAGUUAGUCAGGCGAAUCCUCACAUUGCUCCAUUGUUGAGACUGAAGGAUAUUGUGAGGGCGUAUGGGGGUAGCUUUGCUGCCAAGCUUGCUCAUCUUGCCGAGAUGGAGGUAAAACAUAGAUGCAAUCAGGUAUUGGGACUUGGUUUUCCGUUAGGUGGACUUGCCAGGCUUUUUGCUCAAGAAUGGGAGGGGGAUGUCACUGUUGUUAUGCCUGCCACACUCGCUCAGUACUCAAAAAUUAUACAAAACCCAACUCAUGUGGAGCUUCAAAAGGCAUCCAACCAAGGGAGAAGGUGCACAUGGGAGAAGCUUUCUGCUAUAAAAGCUAAUUCUGGCAUUGAGCUUGCUCUUGACGAGUGUGUUGCUAUUCUGAACCACAUGCGAAGACUCAAAAGGAGUGCUGAGAGAGCUGCUGCUGCUUCUCAUGGCCAGGCAAGCUCUGCGAGUGCAUUGAAAUUUAGUGCUUCGAAAAGAAUUCCUUCAUGGAAUUGCAUUGCUAGAGAGAACUCAACAGGCUCACUUGAAGAAGAUUUCCUUGUUGAUGUUGCUUCAAUGCUCCAUCAAGGAGUUGGUGUGGCUGGAGGAUCUUCUACUGGUAGGAAUUUGAGAACUCAACGUAACCUGCAUCAUGAUGGAAGUGAUAGUGAAUCUGAAAGUGUAGAGUUGAAUUCCUGGACAAGAUCUGGUGGGCCUUUGAUGAGGACUACUUCUGCAAAUAAGUUCAUUGACUUUGUCCAAAGCCUGGAUGUGGAUUCUGAGCUCCCCAAAGGUUUCAUGGCUCAUCCUAACUCUCCUGGGGCUCAGAUGGGAGGCAGGGAUCCAUAUAAUCAGAUCUCCAGAGUGACAACCCCAGAUAGAAAUUCAGAAAGUGAAUUUGAUCAGAGAGAUUUUAGCAAUAGAAUUUCUUCUGGUGGUUCUAGCAUUACAGUCACCGAAGGAGAUUUUUUGCAGCCUGAAAGGAUCCAUAAUGGGUUUGUGCUGAAUAUUGUAAAGAAAGAAGACUUGGCGCUCCCCAAUAGGAUCAACGAUGUGGAAAAUUACAGUAGUGAAGUUCCUGAAUGCGUUCAGCUUGAUUGUCUUGAAAAGGACAUGGAUGCUAGCUCAGCAUCAGACUAUGCUGCAGAUGAUGAAGACGAUGCCCCUGCAACAAAUUCCUUGCACAGAACAGCUUCACCUUCUAGUCACAUGGAUGAUGCCCCAUUUCAUGAUGUUCAGGAAAAGUAUGUUGUGGAUGGUUAA
Messenger RNA from Dovyalis caffra, 2574 nucleotides. NCBI's taxonomy places the organism in Eukaryota, Viridiplantae, Streptophyta, Magnoliopsida, Malpighiales, Salicaceae. The record is from the annotation of a GenBank genome assembly.